Messenger RNA from Octopus bimaculoides (California two-spot octopus), 1062 nucleotides. RefSeq lists its product as uncharacterized. Lineage: Eukaryota; Metazoa; Mollusca; Cephalopoda; Octopoda; Octopodidae. The record is from RefSeq and is a predicted model, not a curated record.
AUGCCUGACACUAUUAUCCUUACCUUUUCAGAAACUUUUGCCCAUGUGAGUAAUAAGGAAAGCAAAUGUCAAAGAGUGUGUGAUUUGCUGAAUGCACUCGUCACACCAAAGGAGAUUUCAAGAAUAGUUGGAGUGUCCAUAAAGACUGUUUAUAAUGUAAAGAAUAGAAUGGCUAUGAGCAAAACCAUUACGAGGAAGUCUGGAAGUGGAGGAAUCAACAAAAAACGCACCAAAGCUUUUAUUAAAGCUCUCAAAUCCAAAGUCCUAAAGGAUCCAACCAAAUCCAUGAGAAAGAUGGCAAUUGAACUUGAGGUAGACAACAAGACCAUUAGAAAUGCAGUAAAAUAUGAUUUGAGGUUAAAAUCUUACACAAGAACACCAAAACACUUGUUGACAACAGCUAUGAAGGAAAAGAGAUUGGAAAGGUGCAAUAAAAUUAGUACAUGGUUCAAGAAAAAAUCCUCCAUUGUAACGCUCUUUUCAGAUGAAAAGAUCUUCACUGUUGAUGCUGUUCUGAACCACAGAAAUGACAGAUUUAUUGCAAAAUCAACAGAUGAGGUUAAGGGGACAUUCAAAACAAAACAUUCUGCUCAGGUUAUGGCUUUUGGAGUUGUGGCUUCCGAUGGAAAGAAAAUGCCUAUAAAAUUCUACAAAGCUGAUGAAAAGAUCAAUGUUAAUACUUACUACAAGACUCUGAGAUACCAGGUAUUGCUAUGGCUUAAAGCAAACUACCCAGAUGGUAAUUAUGUAUGGACACAGGAUGGUGCUCCAGCCCACACAGCUAGAAAAAUACAAGAUUUCUGCAAAUCCAACUUGAGCAAUUUUUUGGAAUCAUGUUUAUGGCCGCCUUCUUGCCCAGAUCUAAACACUCUAGAUUAUGCUAUUUGGGGCGUUUUAGAACAUGCUACUAAUAGAAUAUCACACAGCAAUGUCGACUCUCUUAAUGAUACUAUUAAAGAAAAAUGGGAGAAGUUGUCUCCCGAAUAUUUGAGGAACACUUGCGCAAGUUUCAGGAAGCGUGUGAAGGCAGUUAUUGAGAAAGAAGGAGGACACAUGGAAUAA